Messenger RNA from Salmo salar (Atlantic salmon), 3240 nucleotides. RefSeq names its product solute carrier family 2, facilitated glucose transporter member 11. Gene Ontology annotation, cellular component: plasma membrane. Gene Ontology annotation, molecular function: D-glucose transmembrane transporter activity. Gene Ontology annotation, biological process: dehydroascorbic acid transport. The record is from RefSeq and is a predicted model, not a curated record. Lineage: Eukaryota; Metazoa; Chordata; Actinopteri; Salmoniformes; Salmonidae.
CUUCUCUAACCCCAAACCCCCAGCCGGGUAUGCUUGGAAUGCUUCACAAACAUUCCCGGAAGUCUCGCGAUGUUGCGCGUCGGUUUAUAAACUCUAGUAGCACGGUUUACAGUAUUCAUUUAGUAGGGUAUACAUUAAAUAAUAUAAGUAACUUAAUGCAAGGGUCUCUUUUGUCUACAAAUUGGCUAAGAAUUUAGACAUUUUGAUAUUCCAAGUCUAAUGUUUGUGUAAACUUGCAAGGUUAUUAUAGGAUAGAAUGAAAGGUAUCUAGUCCCCAUUGGCUCAAUAUGCUAGUCAAUACUGAAUAAAUAUGUUUCAGUUUUUUCCCAUUGUGAAAAGGUAUUUAGAAAUUGAAAUGAUUGAUAUUAUAGCAAAAACAUGUAGAGCCUAUCUGGCAACAGUUAAAUGACCAUGCUGCUGACCAAGAAGAGGCUUAUGAGCUUUGCUGGUCACUUGACUUCACAAACAAUGAGGUCUUUAUGAUCAAAGAGGGAAAUUGCCUCACUAAUGAAAAUGGGUGAAAUCCCAUAUUUCCAUAUUAUAUUCUACCUCUUAUUUUUUAGUUUUUGUACAUGGUUUUAGAUCAAAAUAAUGGAUAGUCAACCUCAGUGGAGAGUGCAAUUUCUUAACUUGUUUCACAUCAGCUUGAGGUAAAUGUACUGCAUAGGCCUACUGGUAGCACAGAGUAAAAUAAUGUUGAUGUGUGCUGUCAAACGCCCUUGUGAUAAUUAUACAGCCUAGGCUACAAUGGAAUCACACAUUAGAACUGCUGUGUGCCCUUGGCUGUUACCAGGCCAUAAAGAGCCUAGGUUUUUUAAUCCAUAACUAGGUUGCAGUUGCCUAACUUUCAUUAAUGGUGCCUAUUGAAUGUUCUGGCUCAAUGAACCAAAAAUGGAUAGUAAUGAAGAGUCUUCAGAAUUAAAGAAAAGGGUAGGCAUAACAGAUUUUCUUUAUUUAUUGAUAUAAUGACAAAUAAAAAAUGUUGCCUGUUUGAUGACGAUAUCCACACAGAAUGGAUUAUCUGUAACCGGUGUGUGAGAGAGGAAUGCCUUUCACACAGUCAUAAUCAAUGGUUGCUGUGUAAAGAGUGCAGAAUGAACUUAGACUGUAAUUCGAUGUUAUGCUCAGACGAUGGGACACUGAUUAAAACAACUGAUCAAUUGUAUUAUAAUCAGUAUAUUUUCUGCGCAUCCAACCACAUUCUCGAAAGGCACUCUGCUUAAGGAUGAGUACGCUAGAGCAAACUUUGCACUUGUAAGAUAAAUGUAUUUUGCUUGACAGCAAAAUCUAUACAUUAAACAAAGUAUAGGACUCAAAAUGACUAAAAGAGAUACGGAAUAUCAACCUUUGCUUGAAGGUAUCACAGAAACAAAACAGAAAAUUAAGUGUCCUAACACAUCCCUUCUACUGGCAAUUUGUGCAGCUUGCAUCGGUGGAACCUUUCAAUAUGGUUAUAAUAUUUCCAUCAUCAAUUCCCCCACCAAGUCUGUGCAGAAUUUCAUCAACCAAACCUGGCUGGAGCGCUAUGAAGAGAACAUCUCAGAGCAAUACCUCACUCUACUGUGGUCCAGCAUCGUGUCCAUUUUCACAAUAGGUGGAUUUAUUGGAGCGACUAUUGGUGGAACACUGGCAAUUAGAUUUGGGAGAAAAGGGACACUGAUGAUGAACAAUGCAUUUGCCUUACUGGCUGCUCUGUUGAUGGGCCUGAGCUAUCCCACUGGAUUAUUUGAACUGCUCAUAAUUGGACGAUUUUUCACAGGAGUAAAUGCGGGCAUUGGCAUAUGCGUUCAGCCACUGUAUCUGGGGGAAAUCGCCCCAAGAGCACUUCGUGGCGCCAUGGCGAUGGGGACCUCUAUUUUCAUCACUGGGGGCAUCCUUACUGGACAGGUGAUUGGGCUUAAUGAGCUCCUGGGUAAAGAAGAGUACUGGCCCAUCCUACUCUCCACCACCUGUAUCCCAGCGUUCCUGCAGCUCCUCAUACUACCCUGGUUCCCAGAGAGCCCUCGCUACCUGCUGAUCGACAGAGGGGAUGACGUUGGAUGUGGAACCGCGAUGAAGCAACUCCACGGCACAGAUAACUUUGACCGCGAGCGGGAGGACAUGGAGAGAGAGAGGAUCAGCGCUAUGGGGAUCAAACCCAAAAAGCCCUGGGAGCUGUUCAUGGACCGCAGCCUCCGCUGGCAAGUCCUCACCAUCAUCGUGAUCAACGCCGCCCAGCAGCUCAACGGCAUCAACGCUAUUUAUUUCUAUACAGAUUAUGUGUUUGAGGAGGCUGGAAUUCCAGAGGUUAACAUACCCUACGUAACUGUGGGCACAGGAGCCUGUGAAUGCCUCACUGCCCUUACCUGUGGCAUGCUGAUCGAAUCUCUGGGACGAAAAGUGCUUAUCAUCGGAGGGUACACCCUUAUGGCUUUCUGGUGUAUUUGCUUCACUCUGACCCUCACCUUCCAAGGAGCAGGCCCAUGGAUACCUUAUCUUAGUAUGGGAUGCGUCUUUGCUUUCAUACUGAGCUUUGGCAUGGGACCAGGUGGUGUGACAAACAUCUUGAUCACAGAGUUAUUCACACAAACCACACGGCCUGCUGCGUACAUGAUCGGAGGGUCCGUGAACUGGCUCAGCUUCUUCUUCAUUGGCAUGGCGUUUCCAUUUAUUGUGACUAAGUUGCAGCAGUAUUGUUUCCUGGUGUUCUUGGUUGUUUGUGUCUUGGUGGCUGUAUACAUAUUCCUGGUAGUCCCCGAGACAAAGAACAAAACCUUCCUGGAGAUCCAAACAGAGUUCCAGUCUGGAGAAAAGAGGAAGGCUUCCAAAGCUGACCACAGCCCAAGGACAACAAUGUUGUCAACCCCUCUGUGAAACACAGCUCCAGUGUUGCUACCACACUAUGAAUAUCUCCCAGUCAUGGAUUUUUUUAAAGUUCCAGAAUGUUCAUUCUUUGUCAGGGAUCGUGAUUUUGAAGAGUAAACAUUAUGAUAACCGGAACACAGGAAACAACAUUUGGUGCUGUUAAUGUUACUGUUAAGUCCAGAUCCGCAACAUAUUGGAUCCAUUUUUACAAAUAUAUAGGUUAUAAACACUAAUUAUUUAAGGCUCAGUAGUUUAACAUACUGGUAAUAUGGUAUUAGCUGCUCAGGAUUACAUUAAGAAUUUUACUGGAAAAUGUGUUGACAUUUGAUUUAUAUCUGUAUCUGCCAACAUCUGUCAAUUAACAUUUUGAAUGAAUAAAAUACAUAAAAAUGACUA